Closterium sp. NIES-67 is the source of this 5789-nucleotide messenger RNA. The record is from the annotation of a GenBank genome assembly. Lineage: Eukaryota; Viridiplantae; Streptophyta; Zygnematophyceae; Desmidiales; Closteriaceae.
CAUCUUUGCUUACAGUGUCAGGGAGGGGAGCUGUGCUUGCUGUCCCGUCAAUCGCGCCUGCAGGGUGCUCUUAGAUGAGGUCUGCGUCUGUAAGGGGCUUGGUGCUAGGCAAAUUGAAAGUACGCGACUGCAUUUCGGCGUUCUUAGUCGAUCAGUAACAACUCACUGUUAGAUCUUUUAGGGUUCUUUUGCUGGUAACAAGGUGCGCGGGGCGUUAGUGCGACCUUGUCGUAUGAUGAGAUUAGAGUAGCUAAUUACUUUAAUUAGUCAGUGGCGCUACACCUCACACGAUCCAUCGAUUAAUCUUCACCGUCAUUGGCCAUGCAUCAUCUCGAGCAGGCGCUAACACGUAAGAAAAGCAGCGGUAGCUGGCUAUCGCUCCUUAAAGACGGUCGCAAGGGAGGUAAUUCCAAGUCCACGUCAGCAGCAGCAGCCGAACCCUCCCCCGCUACAACCGAAACCCACCAUGCCGUUCCAGCAGGAGAGGAGAUCCCAGAGGAGGCUCGGAACAAGCCUAGCCGAACAACCAGCGGAGGCUCGUUAUUGGACUGGAAAGGGAAGGCGAAGAAGGAAAAGCCUAGGAGCUAUGGUUUGGGGAAGAGCGAUUCGGCUGGUCCUGCAGUAACUAUCGAGGUUACUACGACCAGGGCCGAUGACGACUCCCUUCCUCUUUCCUCUCCUUCCUCCACUGCUGUCUCCUCCUUCCCUUCCUCCUCCACCUCUGUCUCCUCCUUCCCUUCCUCCUCCUCCCUAUCCUCCUCCUCUCGUUCCACCUCUGCUCGCUCCUCUAUGGACCGUUCCGUUAACGGCAGCCCCGCUAUAGACCGCUCCGUUAGAGACGACGAUACGCCUCUCGCUCUGCAAACGGCUGACUCGCUGCGCAUCCACAGAAAGGCCAAGGAAGCUUCUUCGAAGCAGCUCGACGGCAUCUCGUUAGUCCCGCAGCUGAAGCUUCGGAUAGAGCCGCCAGUGCCGGGCCUCGAAGGGUCUGACCGAACCUCGGGCGCGAGCAGCCGAACCUGCAGCAGCGGAAGCGAGGGUGGGAGCACGACCGCCAGCAGCGGCCGGCACGGGACGAAUGUCGCAACAAGCGCGAGCGGCACCAGCAGCAGCAGCAGGAGCAGCACCGGCGGUGGCAACCGAGACAGGGAGAGACACAGGGAGGGAGACAGGCCGCUAAGGGUGGUGUCGCUGCUGGGUGCGGCGACGGAGGUGGUGGCGACGCUGGGGCUGCAGCAUCUGCUGGUGGGGCGGUCGCACGAGUGCAAGUUCCCGCCGUCCGUGCUGGCUCUGCCGUGCGUCACGGCGCCCGCCCUGGGUCCGGAACAGGUGCUGCAGAGCUGCGGCACGGGGCAUGACAGGCUUUCGGAGCGCGUGCGCAAGGGUCUGUCGCGGUACCACGUGGACGUGGAGGCAAUAAAGCGGCUGCAGCCGGAUGUGAUUAUAACGCAGGACGCGUGCGACGUGUGCCUCGUGACUCUAUCGGACCUCGAAGCCGCCUGCAACGACUACUUCCGCCAGCGGGACGACGCGGGGAGCGCGUGCCACGUGGUCUCGCUCAAGCCAAUCACAGUCUCGGACGUGUGGGAUAACAUGGUGCAGAUAGCCGCGGCGGUCGGGCACAGGGAGAAGGGGUGCGUGCUCGUGCAAACACUCAAGGCGCGCUGGUCGCUCGUGCGCCGGCAGGUUCCGCUCCGUGGGUCCGCACCCCGCCUGCGCGUGGUGUGCCUGCAGUGGCUGCACCCGCUCAUGGGCGCGGGGUUCUGGGUUCCGGAGAUCGUCGCGUGCGCGGGGGGGAAGAGCCUUUCCGGGAAGCCUGGGGAACGCACGGCCAUGCUAUCUUUGGAAACCUUGCUAUCUUUGGACCCUGACGUCAUCAUCGCCAUGUGCUGCGGGCUGUCUAUGGAAGCGGUUUUAAGAAAGUUUCUUAACUCGGAUGAUCUACCCCAGUGGAACCGGCUAAGAGCCGUGCAGACGGACGCCGUCUUCGUGGCUGACGGCGACCGUUACUUUAACAACUCCGGGCCGACUAUAGUGGAAUCGGCGGAAAUAAUGGUGGAGAUUCUCCACGCGCGCCGGUUCCCACACCACAGAACCGCAUCAAACCGCGCUGUUGCCGCUGGCUCUGCUGACGGUGGUGCUGCUGACGCCUCCCCUUCGUCCAACCGCCUGUUAGGCCGGGGACACGUGGCAGCAGGCGCGGAUUUCCCGGAGAUCGAGAUUAAGUACGAGGGGAGGGCGUACGCGCAGUUAACGGGUGGGUGCGUGGGCGCGUGGCGCGCGCUGCUGGGGGACGGCGGAGGGGCUGACCGCGCGGGGGGGGACUGGGGGAAGCUGGACGCGGGGAAGGGGGCGGAUGGGAGAAGUGCUAGCGGCGGGGAAGCGGGGGGAGGGAGCGGGGGGGAGGGUGAGGGGUGGUUCGCGCAAUUGGCGUCGGAAGCAGCGGCCAAGGGAGCGAGGGAGGCCGCUAGGGAGGCUGCAUUGGUGGCGAAAGCGGCAGGGAAGCAGCAGUUGGGGCAGGAGCAGCAGAGUAACAAGGCGGAGAUUGGGGGCAACGAGGCAAUUGCCCCCCUUCGCCCUCCUCCUGGGUACACGGGGAAUGUUACAAGUAAAAGCAGCACCAGCGCCACUGCCGCCGCUGCUGCUACCUCCCCUGCUAGCCAAACGGGCAGCAUGAGUGAGUCGUCCGCCACUUCUGCCCCCAAGCCCUUGGCCCCCCUGCCGUCUCCGCCCGGGCGCAGCUCCAGGCGGCAGCUGUGGGGGCUGAAGAGGGGGACGGAGCGGAAGGAAGGCGCGGAUGCGGAGGCGAAGGGGGAGGAGGAGGAGAUGGUUGAGCAGCAGAGAAUGAGAGAGGAGGAAGAGAGGGUGGAGCGGGAAAAGAGUGAGCAGGAUCGGAUACAGCAGCAGUUUCUGACACAGUUAAAGCUCGAGGAGGGGUUGCAACUGCUGGCUAUGCAACCGGGGGCGGCACAACUGCCGCCGGAGCAGCAGCAGCAGCAGCAGCAGCAGCAGCAGCAGCUAGGGGAGGUGGAGGAGGAGCAGGAAACACUACCCACCUCGCCGUCCGCCUCUCCCCCUCCCCCCGCCAUCUCCCUGUCAGGCGCGGCGCUCAAAGCCGCGCAGCUCCGCGCGCUCUUCCUCGCAACCAUAGAGGACUCUCUCCCCGCGGAUUGCCUCCUCCUGUCGGGCGGCCUCGCGUCCACCAUAAUCGCGCACGCCGCCACGUCUUUAAUCUGGCCGGGGAGCAUCGGCGCCGCGAUCACGGUCCUAGCGAGUCCUAGAGCAGCGGAUAGGGCGCCUGCGGCGGCGGCUGCGCGCGGGUGCCAGCUGGGCGGGGGGAUGGGCGGAGGGGGGAGCGGCGGGCACGUGUUUGUGGGGGGCGGGCCGGGGUUUCAGCCAGAGCAUCUGCUGGAGACGGAGUUGCGGUUUGUGGUGCGCGUAUUGAAGAGCUUCGACCCCGCUGAGAUCCGCAUGGGAGUGGUGCUGGCAGCAGGAUUAAGGGAGGCCAAGCGGCAGGGCUUUUGCUCGGUGAUGGUGGGGGACGGCGCGGACGAGCUGUUCACCGCUUUCGACUUCAUGGUGCGGAUGAGCGACGCCAAGCUGCAGGAGUGCCGCCAGCACAUGGUGGACGUGCUGCGCUUCCCCUGCAGGGACCUGGCGCAGGCUCUUGGCCUGGAGGUGCGGCAGCCGUUCCUGCACCCGGCCCUGCAGGAGUUCGCUCUGGGCCUCACCAAAGACGAGCUCCUAGGGGAGGGGCGCAGCGAGGAGUGGUGUGACUACAACGAGGGCAACCUGCUGCUGAGAAUGGCGUUCCCUGAAGUGGUGUCGGCCCGGCGACCGAAAGACCCUAUUGAGGUGGGGGCGGGCACGGUGGCUUUGACGAGGCACUUUGCGCGGAGGAUGGGGCGGGAGGAGUUUCAGGCGGAGAGGCAGAGGGUGAAGCGGGAGGAUCAGGUUCGGAUCAGGGACCCCGAGCACCUGCACUACUACCGAGCCUUCCGCCAGGUUUUCGGCGGCCCUCUCCUCCCCGGGGUGCAGCGCUGGCAGCCCAAUGCGUGCUCGGCCUGCGGCUUCCCGCCUCUCUUCCCGGACCAGCUCCUCUGUGCCACCUGUGGGGAGUGCUCCACCCGCAAACCCUCCUCCCGCCGCCGCUCCAACACCGGCAGCAACACUGCUGCCGGCGCAGCCUCUGCUGGUGCUGGUGCUGCUGGUACUGCUGGGGAGAUUGGGUCAGGUGGAGAUGGGUUCGGAGGGGUCGGAGUGGGCGGAAUGGAAGGGCCUCAUGUGAGGGUGCAGCUUGGUGGAAUCAGCAGCGGGCGGUCGAGGCUGUCUGAUGUGCCCCGCAGCCCCCGCCGCCCGUCCACUCCCCCUCGAGGCUCCUCCUCCCCGUCCCCUAGCAGCAGCAGCAGUGGGAGGAAGCAAAGGGGUUGCUGGGGGAGCGCAGCAGGGGGGGGAGGGGCAGUGGGUGGGCGAGAGGCGUUUGGUGCAUCAGAGAGGGACGGGUGUGGGAUGCAAGGGGAGAGGUUUGGGGAAGGGGGGGAGUGGGGGGGAGAGCAGGUGGUAGUGGUGGAGGUGGCAGAGGAGGUGUGUGUGGCGAUGUCGGUGGUGGACCAGGCGCUGGCUGGAGUGGCGUCUCCUGAUAGGACCCUGGCUGCGAAACACACAGAAGGAACCAGCAGCAGCAGCAGCAGUGGCGGCGGCAGCAACAGCAGCAGCAGGAAUUGCACCAGCAGCAGCAGUGGCGGCGACAGUGGCAAUGGCGGCAACAGCAACUCCAGCAGCAGUGCACAUCCCAUGAGCAAAAUCCACUCGCUGCUCUUCUCGACCUACUCUCAUCCGCCCAAUGCCCCCUCCCUUCACCACUCAGACUCGCUCCUGUCUCUUGUGGCGUGCGUGGAUGGGGGGCUGAGCGUGUGGGGCGACAUCAUUGGCAGCAGCCAGUGCAGCGAAGAGCCGGAGGGCGACAGUGACGAUAACGGGCGGGAUAAUAACGAGGAAAAGGAGCGAUGCUGCAGUGAGGGCGGGGAGAGGAGAGACAACAGGCGAGGGGGGAGGGGAAGGCGGGCAGGAGAGCGAGGGGUGGUUACUGCAGGAGGGUCGAUGGACGGUUCAGAUCGCGAGGACGUGGAUGCGAUCACCGAAGGCACGGAGAUGUGGAGUGUGACGGAUGCGACAACGGAUGUGGCGGGGUUCAGUGAGAGUGAGGAGUGGGGCGAUGGAGAGGACAGGGACGGCGCGCAUGAGGGGCUCAGCAGCAGCGGCAGCUUCUCCGACUGCGCGAGUAGCUUUUCCGGGAGGGACGGGGGGGCGGAGGCGCAAGGGGUGGGGAUGGGGGGCGCAGGGGGAGGAGGGGAGAAGUAUUUUGUGCUGGGUGGUGAUGAGUGGGCCGAUGGGGGCCAGGGGAGUGGGAGGUUUUUGACCAAGGGAGCAGAAGCGGCUCCUAAGUACAGGAUGCUUGUUGCGGAAUCAGCAGCCAAGCCAUCCUUCCAGCACCACCAGCUCUCCAAUGCCUCGUCGAGGUUUUACUGACCAUCAAAACAAGCUCACUCCCCUUUCAAUUUACCAGCAUGUAGUAUGACCACUUGUCACACCAUCGUAUAUCACCACUGUAGUAGUGCUGGCGUAGUGGCAUCUAGAAAAUAUGGGUUUGAAUGGCUACGUUAGUUGAUUCAUAGUGUAUGGGUAAUAAAUUGCUAGGGUGGUGUAUAUCUUAUGUGACUGCGGUAAGUGACAGGUUUGAGGAGUGCAUCGCUCUCCGUGCUGUCUAAAUGUUGUUGUGAAAUCGGACG